Oldenlandia corymbosa var. corymbosa is the source of this 1707-nucleotide messenger RNA. NCBI's taxonomy places the organism in Eukaryota, Viridiplantae, Streptophyta, Magnoliopsida, Gentianales, Rubiaceae. The record is from the annotation of a GenBank genome assembly.
AUGGCUGCAUUGUACCCGAUUUGGUACCUAUUCUUGAUUGGUUAUUUCGUGGCAGUUUCAGUCUCGGCGACGUCGGAGCAAGAAAUUCGGAAUAGAUUUUACGGAAAUUUAGUUAAUUCGUCUUCGCCGGAGACCGGGGAUGGCAGCAUUGCCAAGAUGUUCGAUCGCGUUCUCCAAAAGGAGUUCUCUGACAACGAUCAACCUGAAGGUUCUGAUGGAACCAGCUUUAAUAGCAGUGUAGCUGAUCAGCAAGCAGUAUUAGAGACCGUGGCCAAGAUCACCCAUGAGAGAAAUAAGAAGAAUGACACUCAAGAGGCAAAUGCCACCAGAUCUUUCCAAAUUCAAGAUGUUUUCAAUCUAGAUAACGAGGGUUCUGAUGACACAACGACCAUUAUAGACAAAAAGGAUAAUCAAUAUGUAAUGUCAAAUAAAAAGUCAAAGUAUCCAGUUCUCCAAGUAGAUCUGAGGCUAAUUUCUGAUUUGGUAGUUGUUAUAGUCUCUGCUGCAAUUGGUGGAAUUAUCUUUUCUUGCUUGGGACAGCCGGUUAUUGUUGGCUAUCUUCUUGCUGGAUCAGUCAUUGGGCCUGGGGGUCUUAAAUUUAUCAGUGAAAUGGUGCAGGUUGAGACUUUUGCUCAGUUUGGUGUUGUAUUUCUCCUAUUUGCCUUGGGUCUCGAGUUCUCUUUAGCAAAGCUAAAAGUUGUAGGUCCUGUAGCUGUUCUUGGAGGGCUACUUCAAAUUGCAGUACUUAUGCUUAUGUGUGGAAUUACAGCAUUGCUAUGUGGAGCAAAGUUGUCAGAAGGCAUAUUUGUGGGUUGCUUUCUUUCAAUGUCAUCAACUGCAGUGGUGGUGAAAUUUUUGGUCGAGAAAAAUAUGAACAAUGUGCUUCAUGGUCAAGUAACAAUUGGGACACUUAUUUUCCAGGAUUGUGCUGUUGGGUUGUUAUUUGCUUUACUUCCAGUUCUAGGAGGUAGUAGUGGCAUUUUCUUAGGAAUGGUUUCUAUGGGGAAAUUGCUGCUGACCCUGUCUGUGUAUCUUGCUUGUGCAUCCUUGUUGACUUGGUCAUUUGUGCCACGCUUCUUAAAGCUUAUGAUACAAAUAUCAUCCCAAACGAAUGAACUAUAUCAGCUUGCUGCAGUGGCUUUUUGUCUUUUGUCUGCUUGGUGCAGUGAUAAACUGGGUCUCAGUCUUGAGUUGGGUUCCUUUGUUGCUGGUGUUAUGAUAUCCACCACUGAUUUUGCGCAGCACACCUUGGAUCAGGUUGAACCAAUUCGUAAUCUUUUUGCUGCCCUAUUCCUCUCAAGCAUCGGAAUGCUCAUUCACGUGCAAUUCCUCUGGACACAUGUGGACAUAUUACUCGCCUCAGUUAUACUUGUCAUAGUUGUUAAAACAAUUGUUGCUGCCACAGUUACCAGGAUAUUUGGAUAUAAUGUGCGGACAUCAGUUCUUGUUGGUCUCAUGUUGGCACAAAUUGGAGAGUUUGCUUUUGUACUUUUGAGUCGUGCUUCAAAUCUACAUCUCGUUGAGGGAAAGAUGUAUCUUCUUCUUCUUGGAACAACUGCUUUUAGUCUAGUGACAACUCCUGUCCUAUUCAAACUAAUACCUGCCGCAAUGCAUCUAGGGGUCCUUAUGAACUGGUUUCCAUCAGAAAGCAGUGGCCAGAAUGAGGAGAAGACGUCCGCGAUUGAAACUUACAACAGAUUACUGUGA